Messenger RNA from Schistosoma haematobium, 10004 nucleotides. RefSeq lists its product as uncharacterized. Gene Ontology annotation, biological process: regulation of transcription by RNA polymerase II. The record is from RefSeq and is a predicted model, not a curated record. The coding region runs from base 5707 to 6267 and encodes 186 amino acids. NCBI's taxonomy places the organism in Eukaryota, Metazoa, Platyhelminthes, Trematoda, Strigeidida, Schistosomatidae. Gene Ontology annotation, molecular function: RNA polymerase II cis-regulatory region sequence-specific DNA binding; DNA-binding transcription factor activity, RNA polymerase II-specific. The transcript has 4 exons.
GUCCAGACAAGUUAGCUGGACGAAACGUUGGAAUUAGUUAAAUUUCAAUCGCUGAGAAUAUUUCAAAUAUAAUUUUCACAUAUAAUGACUUCUCUAUACUCGGCACUCAAUUACUGUCAAACUAUUCGUUCUAAUCUUGACGAAUAUUCGUAUAAAGAUAUACUAUUUAUUAUUAGUCAUAAGAGUUUUUAUUUUUCCUCUAUUGACUAUCAGGACUGUAUUUGAUUAACCUUCGUUAAUAUACAUGCUCCUUGAUGCGAUGCGAUGCGAUGCAAUUAAGUUGAUGUGUCCUGUCUGAACAGCAUAAAAUACACGUCCUGGAUCCCACUAUUUACACUAUUGUUUUUAAAAUAUCAAUAAAAUUUUUAAUUUAAUAUAUGCUUCGCAUAAAGUACAUACAUACUAUUUGUUUGGAUCUCUAUCAGACAAAUGUAUUUAUCUACUUGGGUGGUUUCUGAAAAAAAGAUUCCUAAUUUGCUAACUGGUGUAAGUGGAAGGAAAACUGACUAAUAUAGAUUUGUAGUAGUAAAAUGGUUAAACUACGUUGGAAUAAAUGUUUUGACAUAGCAAUAUUUACUUCCUCAUUACAAAUGGAGUUUUGGCCAUUACAUGCUUCGAUCUGUUUGGGGAGUCCUCACCUGGAUGUAUUUGAAUAUUAAUGAGAAGACAGGUUUCCAUAGAAGGAUAAAAACACCUAUCCUGGCUUCUACUGCUUAUGAAUACCUAGAAUCUUAUCAAAUAACUAACAAAUGAAAGUUGACGAUUUUCAUUCAUUGAAUUACAACUAAGUUGGCAACUGAAACUGCACUUAUAACAAGUUCAGGGGAAUCAACACCAACUUCACAAGGCUAGAUAUUUUUUCCAAAUUUUAAAAAAGUGAAAAAUCUAUAAAGUUCUUUUUGGAUUUUAGUUAUGGAUAGAUAACUGUAUAACGAUAAUAUCUUGAUAUUGAGUGGACCAUUGCACAACCUAUCUGAAGAUUCCUUCCUUUAAAAUUAUAGUUCAUCGUAAAAUAAGCUUGAUAGUUAUGAAUGAAAACUGAAACAACGUAUAUUGAAUUUGAAUCAAGGAACUAAAUAUAGAUUGCACCAUACAUUUUAAUGAAACAAUUAAAAUCCCUGAAACUAAUUUAUAUUUACUGGAAUUCAUUUGCCAUAACAUACUUUCGAACGGAAACCUGUGUGCAUAUCAAUAAUUUUUACAACCAUAGAAUGACUAAUCACAAUCCAAUUCAAUAACAACCCACAUAACUUGAUAGAAUUAUCAGAUUAUUCGAUUGAAAAUACUUAGGUAUGAUUCAAGCGUUCAACAUCUUUUGUGCAGAGUUCGGGAUAAACUAAACUGAUUUUCAUCUAAUGUAACUUUAUCUGUCACUGGAUAAAUGACCUAUGCAUUGUACAUUUACGUAACGUACUUUUAUGAAUGAAAAGGUUUGGUAGCGAACGUAACUGCAAUCACAGACACCAAAUAUACUAAAGAUUGGUCUAAUUUACUACAAACAUUAGAAUGAAGAGUUUAGCUAACAGACAAAUAUUAACCUAAUCAAGAUAUCCACUACAUGUUUCACUAAAAGUAGCAUGCACUCCACCUGAACACUACAAUCACAUUCAUUUUCGUGAUUUUGUAUCACGAUUUUCAGGUAUGAAAAAUAAAUGAUCCGCCCACAAAAUAAUUAACCAAUAACUGAAAUGCAUAUUUUUAAGUUAGAUCAUAUGACCUUGACCACUUCAAGGACAAAUAUUCACGUAAUUGACACGCCCUAAAUGCGUGACUGACAGCUGACUCAAUUUUGAUUGGCUAAAUUAAUUCAUAUUUAAUAUCCUUAGUUAGUCUAUUCACUGGUCAGUUUAAUUUCGUAUGCAAGGGAUGGGGCGUGCCAACUGAUAAAUAAACGUGGUUAUGAGUUUGCAUCAGUUAAUCUAAAACACCACGCGAACUCUAGUCUUACUCAUAAUAUGGGUAUAGCCUACGAGUCUAUAUGCCUACCUGGUGCGACAGUGGAUUCCGGAUUCGAUAAAAUUAAUGAAUUGCAAGCUGCUGAAGUUUUACUAUCACUGGCCAAAGGUUCAUGCUCGAACUGGUCAAUAUUUCCACAAAAUAAAUCAUCAGUAACCCAAAAUUUUUAUUGUUCCGAAUAUCAUCGAAAUAUGUUUAAAGAGUCAGUUAUACAAAAAACAGGAGAAAAUGAACCAAGGAGUAAAUCUCAAUCCUACUUAACAUCAUUAGAUAGAAAUUUACAUCGGAAUAUAAAAUUUAAACUUCAUCGGAUUAAAUCUUUAACUAAUAAGGAAUCACAAUCAUCAAUUAAUUUCGAUAAAUUGCAAAAAGUUCCGGAAACUAUUCCUCAUCAAAAUGUCAGUUCAUUUAGCCCUAUCAUGAAUACACCUAAUUUACAAGAAUGCGGCCCUUACUUUGCCAAUCUUCGCUUUUAUAUCUGCAUCAGAUCCCCCACGUUCAUCGAUGAUGCUACCUAGAUACGUGAAACUUUCCACGUCUUCCAGAGUUUCGCCAUCAAGUGUGAUUGCGUUGGUGUUCUCUAUGUUGUAUUUGAAGAUCUAGCUUUUUAUUGAGGCCUACUGAUGCAGAGGCUGUUGCUACACUAGUUAUCUUCAUCUGCAUUUGUUGGUGUGUAUGAGAUAGAAGAUCCAGGUCAUCUGCGAAGUCCAAAUCAUCUAACUGAUCAACAGCUGUCCAUUGUCGUCCGUGUCUCCCCUGAGACGUGGAGGUCUUCAUAAUCCAGUCAACAACCAGAAGAAAGAUGAGGGUGGAGAGUAGUCAACCUUGCCUGACUCCGGUCUUUACUUAGAAUGCAUCUGUCAGCCUGCCUUCAUGUCCAGCCGCUCAGUAUACUCCAUCUUAUGACGUUGGCGAUCUUCUCGGGUGCACUCAACUGUCGAAAACUCCAUAAAGUUCUCCUAUCCACACUGUCAAACGCCUUCACACAGUCAGUGAAGUUGAUGUCUAGUGACGACCUCCAUUCAGUUGAUUGCGUAACAAUGAUACAUAGUAUCGCCCAUUGGUAUAUGCACGACCGAUCCGUUCGAAAUCUGAACUGUCAAUCUGGAAGCUUGGCACCUACCAUGUCUUUCCUGUGGUUAAACAACACUCUGUCGCAAACGUUUUCUGGUACUGAUAGUAGUGUGAUGCCUAUGCAACUCUCACACUCGCUUAGAUCUCACUUUUUGUAUCUUGAUGAGGUAUCGUUCUUUCCAGUCUGUCAGCACUUGUUCAUCCCCCCUAAUCUUCCUGAAUAGAGUGUGAAGCAUAUUUGCAGUUGCUUCCAUGUCUGACUUCAGCUGAUAUAUUGUCAGGUCCUGCUGCUUUCCCACUGUUGGUUUGUCUGAUGGCCAUCCUGAUUUCUUCGACCGUUGGUGGAGUGAUAUUUAUAUGAUAUUCUGUGUGUGUUGUUUCGAUAUCCGGUGGAUUCAAUGUAGCUGGUCUAUUCAAGAUUUCCUUAAAGUAUUCUUCCCAUCUGUUCCUCUGUUCUUGAACCUCGGUGAUUGUCUUGCCUUCUUUGUCCUUGACCGGUCUCUCUGGUUUACCAUAUUUCCCUACUAGUUUGUUCGUUGCUGUCUUAUAUUUCCUUCUCUUGGUGCUUUUUCGGCGUAUUUUUACUUGUCGGCUCUAAUGCUCCUCUUCACACUCUCGUUUGUUUCUGUGUAUUCAGCUUGUACCUUGACUUCCCCUGUUCUUGUUCGGUUGUUUUUAAUUUCUGUCUUCUUAUUCUUUCUUUCUUGAAUCUUGUGCAGGGUUUCCAUAGAGAUCCAUUCGUCAUGAUGAUGCUUCUUGAGACCCAGAACCUCUUGACACGUUGAAGUUAAUGCUUCUUUGAUACCUUUCCAGUUGUCCUCCAUAGUAGUUUCUUCUUCCUUCAGUAUAUCCUGCAAGGCUUGGAACCUGUUGUUGAGAGCUAUCUUGAAUUUGUUGAAUUUGCUAGUAUCUCGAAGGAAGGCUGUAUUGAACCUUUGUAGUGCUGUUUGUCCAGUUAUCCAGUUCUUCUUUAGCUUCAGUUUUAAAUUGGCCACAACAAGGUGGUGAUCUGCUCCUCUCUUGGUUCUCACAUCUUCCAUUGUCCUUCGGGACUUUUUAUUGAUGCAAAUAUGAUCCAUCUUUUUGUCUGUGGUAUGGUCCGGUGAGAUCCGUGUGGCUUUGUGUAUAAGUUUGUGUGGGAAUAUUGUGCCGCCUAUGAUCAAUUUGUUGAAUGCAUAUAGAUUUGCAAACCUCUCACCAUUCUCGUUUCUCUCUCCCAUUCCAUGUCGCCCCAUGAUAUCUCCAUAUCCGGUGUUGUAUAUUCCGACUUUGGCGGUUAGGUCUCCCAUCAGGAUGGUCAGGUCCUUUCCUGGACACUUCUCUACGAUCGACUGCAGCCUCUCAUAAAACUGAUCUUCAUCGUCGUCAUCGAUAUUAUCGGUAGGCACAUAACAGUGGAAAACAUUCAUUGUGAUUCCCUCCUUCUUCGUUUUGGAGAAUGUUUUAAUGAUUCUGGAUCAAUGAAAUUCUCAUCCUAUAAGUGCAUUUCGUGCUUUUUUGGACAGCAUUAGAGCGACUACCUCGGUGUAUGACCGGAGUACAACAGCAUCUCUCCCAUAUCUAGCCUUUGCUGUCCAGCUUGAGUCCAAUGGGUUUCGCUGAUUCCCACUACUGCCAAUUUGUAUCUCCUCAUUUCCGUUGUUAUUCGACUGGUCCUCCCGGUCUCCGACAUAUUCCGGACGCUCCGUGUAUCUAUAUUAAUUGUCGCUCUGGUUGUUAGAAGGUAUAUCGACCUCGUGACUUCCUAAGAAUCUUGGCUUUCACCAAAAGACAUAAUAAUUCUUCCUUCAACUCGUAGAACAGAGUUUAAAUGGUUUAUCCUGGUUGGUGUUUUUUAACAAGAUUCUUUUCUACGAGAUGGGGUUGCCGACCCUCCUUUUUUACCUGGGCUUGCGACCGGCAGUAACUCUAAAAGAGCAACAGGUGGAGUGGCAAACCCUCUACGUUUAAAAAUUAUUAAUGCUCUUCAGUUAGACGAAAUCUUAAAUAUCUGUUUACUAAUAGAACUUUUGAACAUUGUGUUAUAAUAUGCAAUUAAAUUUCAACAGUCAAUUUUUUAUUCAUUCAACCUAUUGGUAGUCAUUAUAAUUUUAAACAAUAAUCGAAUAUAACUGUAUAUACUUCAAUGUUUAUGUAUUUUCCCCUUGAACUUUUAAAAAAUACUCGUAGAUAUCAAAUCCUUCUUUAGAAACAUCAAGCAAUGAACAGGUAUCUUUCUACAAUAAUCAAUCUUUGAAUAAUUUAAACACAAAUUGGUCAAAUAAUCUACCUAUUAACACUGGUGAAUCUCACCUCCUAACUAAGUCAUUUCAACAAAUCGAUGAAAAUUCUUCUGAUUCUAAGCAUAUUCCAUUGACUAAUCAAACAAAUCAAUUCACUACUGGUCAACAAUCUGAUAACCGAGUUACUUUUACUCUUUGGAAUGAUUAUGAACUUUCUUCUAAAGCUUCUCAUUCUUUCAAUUGUGAAAAUGAAAGUCAAAAAAGUGUUGAACAACAAUACAUUUUGGAUCGAUUACUUCAUACUAACUCUGAUCUUACAACAUUACUGCAUUCAUCAUUAUCGUCAUCAACGACAACAAAUGAUACAUUUCGAUCAUCUAAUUCAGAUUCACAGCUUUUACGGUAUAAUUUAAAUGAUUUUCCUCAGUGUACACUAACUCAUUAUUAUGAUCAAAUGGUUGAUAGACAACCUAUCGAUGAAACAAUAACAUCAAGAAACCGUGACAGUUAUUUAUCAGUUAUUUCCAGCCCACCAUGUACUGAACAAUAUUGUACUAAUGUGAACCAAAAUUUCACUCCAACUGUAAUUAAUGAUAAUACAUCGAGUAUCAAAUUACAAGAUACACCAACUGAUUUAACAUUUUCGAAUGUGAACUGUUCAACUGUUUCAUAUUGUACUAUGAUGACAUCACCCAUUACUAAUACUAAUGAUACAAUCAUUACCAAUCUUACUGCCCCAGUGAGUAGUAAUACUAGUAAUCCUAAUAAUAAUAAUAAUAAUAAUGGCUCAGAAAGAGUGAAAUCUUAUCGAUGCAACUUUGAUGGUUGCACAAAAGCUUAUUUCAAAAGUUCUCAUCUUAAAGCUCAUAUCCGUGUUCAUACAGGUAAGAGACUUUCUAAAAAUCUAAUCGAUUUUACAUACUGUCGAUAUUUGGGUUUAAAACCUUCAUUAAUUUUUCACAAGUUUAUUAAUACAAUUAAAAACUUAUAUGUACCUAGGGUCAGUCGUGCCUGAACAAAUGAUAUUAAUGUUUUGUUUCACUGACUUCAUAUCUUAAUGUUUACUAGUGACUCAUGAAGAAUCCCUCUGUCUAAUUCUCCAGCUUGUCAAAUUAGAACAACAGGAAAACCAGCAAAUUUACUCUGCGCAUUGACUUAAAAAUUCACCUGAUCGUAUACAUAAAUUAAAUGAUCAAGACGCACCAUACAUAAAUACGAAAAUACAUGUAACCAACUGGAACAUCUUAAGGUUCAAAUUUUAAACAAUAAGCUUUUAAUUCAUUUACAAUAAUUUGAGAACAUAAUAGAACAUAACUAUGGUUAGUGAUGCAAAAAUGGAAGCUCGUAAAACGAUAUCAGUUAGCCUCAUCUUAACAAAAAACACAGAAUAUCUGUCUCAUCCCAUUUUUGCACUCGCUAACAUUCAACACUUAAGCCUCCACUUUGGUUCAAAUUCAAUGACAUUCUAUUUUGAUUGCAAGUUCAAUACUAUAAAGUCCGUGAGUAGAAAAUCUGUAUUUCACAUUUUCCAAAUUCAGUCGAUUCACGAUAUAAAUCCAGUUAUUUCCUUACAUUAUCAGUGAAUAACGUCGUCAUUAUCAACUUAUUUGACGAUUCAAGUAAUCUCUCCUCAUUAGAACUAAAAGAGAGUCUAUGUAUGUGAUGAAUAUAUAUACCAUUAAAUCACUACAUUCAGAGUAUCAUAGUAGAUUAUUAAGACUGAAUUUAAAAGUAAUGUUUGGUGAACGUAGUAGAUAGAAAAUCCUGGAUCUAGUUUUCAUGCUAGCUGUCAAUCGUCAACAAGGUGUAUUUUCAAUCUUGAUGGAUCUGACACUCCAUCUAUAACUCAAUCCCAUAUCACACAGCAUCUUAAUCUGAGGCUAGACAGCCUGAAUAGUCCAGUUCACUCGAAGUAGUGUUCAUAUUUCAACUUAAUCGAUAGAAUCGUAUCUGAGAGACAUGAAACGGGCACUAUCAAGAUCAAUUAGCUAUAAGGUCAGUUAAUUUUUCGGUUCAAUUAUGAAUGUGCAUAUUUCGAGUUAACAUUUACUGUCCUCCACAAACCUAUAAUACUAAGUUUGAGUAAUACGAGAUAAACAAGUCAUCUAGGAUAUUAAAAUUAAUUGAUUGCGUGAUGUCGCUAACUUUCAAUUUGUUUCAUGUAAAUUUAUUUCGAGCAACGAUCUCUAUCGUAAGGCCCAAAGAUCAACAAAAUUUAUAAUCCAAAGAAUGCAUGAAUCCAUUUAUGAUAUGUUAAUAAAUUCACAUUAAUUGUAAGUCUUCCUUUAGUAAAAGUAUAAUAUGUACUGACAACCUUAAGCCAACCAAUCGGAACCAAAGUAAGAGCUCAUGUAAUUUGCACAAAAUUUAAAAUGAAGUGGUGAAUAACGUGUGUUAUUAUUAACGAAGUAAUGAUUUGCAAUAUGUGGUUCACCAAACGCUUAAAAUCAAUAAAACAUGUACUACGCAUCCGAAAAAUGAUUUUAUGGUGGUGCUUAAGACAAGUAACAGAGCAAACCUCCUCCUAAGACAGGUUAUAUGUUAAAGUACUUGAUGUGAUUCAAUACGUAGUCAGCGAUAAAUAACAUGUAUGUUAUUAUUAACCAAGUAAAAGUUGAGAAUAUUUAAUUUCUAAAAUGUCUCACAUCAAUAGAAAUAUUUAUCGUACAGCGAUAAAAUGAAUUUUAGAAGGUGCUUAAACAAACCUAUGUGACAUAACUCCUCCUAAGACAGAGUGUAUGUUAAAGUAUUUGAUAUGAUUCAAUACGUAGUCAAGAGUGUUUGGUUAAGCUAGAUCAUAUUCUCCCAUUCUCACUCCUACUCGAAAUCUCGAUCCGAUGAUUGUCACAUUUACAAAAGGAAGGUGGCAAAGUAUUACAUUCUAGCUGAUGUCAGUUCGUGUUGAAAACACUGACUUUAAUUAGUAAACCUAACUCAAAACUCCAAUCUUCCUACAUUAUAACUGAUGUCAGUUGGAAAUGAAAAGUUUAUGGAGUGAUAACCAUGAAUCACAACACUAACCCAAAUCGUAAUAUGUGACGUUUUCACUGUAUUACAAGUGAUAAUUUGAUAUGUGAAUGUUGGUUACUCAGAUCCAAGCUAUUAUUUUAUUGAUAUUUGAUUGCUUUGUCUUGUUAAUUAUUUUAUGACUAGUGAGCGUUUCCUUAUUGAGUGAAAAAAAUUGUCGAACGUCGCCAGUAUAGUACACUUUCACCUUUCUUUUUAUUUAAUCUUUUCUAGGUGAAAAACCAUAUAUUUGUGAUUGGAACCAUUGUAAUCGAAAAUUUGCACGUUCCGAUGAAUUAUCCCGUCAUCGUAGAGCACAUACAGGUGAACGUAAUUUUAUUUGUCAACGUUGUCCACGACGAUUUACACGUAGUGAUCAUCUUAGUAAACAUUUACGGCGACAUAAUUCUCCAAUGACAUUAAAAUAAAUUUUUAAAUAAGAAGAAUAUAUAUAUAUAUAUAUAUAUAUAUAUAUAUAUAUGAUUAUCUUAUAGUUAAGUUUUUAGAAAUCUCUAUUGAACUCUUCCUAUCCUAUUUCUUAUUUAUUAAUUAGGCAUAAAUUUGUAUAUCAUAUUGCAUUAUAUUGUGUAUUACAGAUUAUUCAGAGAUAAUAUUAUUUAUCCUUUGUUUUAAGCAGAAUACAUCAAUUCAUUUAAUAUUGUAUACAGUUUACCGAUAUGUACUUUUGUUUCUUGUUCUUGUUAUAUGUCCUUCUUGUUUUUAGGUAUGGGGAAGGGUUGGUUUCAACAAAGAAAAACAACUCUAUAUAUGUAUUUAGAAAUAUGUUUUCUUGUGUAUAUCUUAAAAUUCAUGAAAACUUUUUCAUUUUAUAAUCAAAUUUAUUACCAAUUCUGAAAUGAACUCAUAUAGAUCAUAGAAAAGACUUAUGUUGUUUGGUUUUGUUUUGUUUUCUUUCAUUUCCUUUUUUAUAUCUCAAUGUACACCUUUGUACGAUUUCAUCAUAAUUUUACUUUAUAUUAAUUUGUAUAUCGAAAUUAAAUGGUCACAUACUAUACUGCUUUCAAAAUAUAUUUGUAUUUUCCAAUUAUGAACCAAAGAUUAUGAAGCUGAUUACUAUUAUUAUUAUUUUCCUAUUUUUGUUACUACUACUAUUACUACCAGUAAUAGGCUACACACUUUUCACCAGGUAUUUUUCUCUCUACGUUGUACCUUUUGCCGUGAGUUGCUACCAUUAUUCAGAUUAACUUAUUCAGUAUAUGUCAGAAAAAAGUUUUUAUUUACUAAUUAGGUUCAUACUCAUUGAACAGUGAUACUUAUGUAUUUCUUAUUUCCUCUCUUUAAUUCUUAAUUUUUGAUUGUUUUGAAAUACAAAAAGAAUUACAACAUAAUAUGAAUGAGGAAAAUUCAUUAUUAAAAUAUAAACCAGAGUGAAGUUAACUGUUUUAAUUAUCCAUUAAUUCAACACUUAAUCUACUGACUAAUCGUUUACUAUUCCCCUAAAAUCUCCGAUACUGAAAUCCUGAAUGAAGGAAUAAAAGGCGCAAAGUACGAGAAUAAGCUUUACUUCAAAGGUUAGUUCUCAUGUGAACAGUCAGAUCAUUUAUCAGAUUCUAGAAACGUCCAGAAAACACCCUAAGAUCUGUCCAGUCAUGACAACUCGUCGUAUUCUAGAAUUCUCUUGAAAUUAUCUAAUGGAUAGACUAUUUGUCGAUUUGUUCUUAACUUAUUCGAUGAAACCUUGAAGGCUCCAAACAUUUAUAACACUGAUUGCCUAUAUGAGUGAAC